This is a messenger RNA of Porites evermanni, 1943 nucleotides long. The record is from the annotation of a GenBank genome assembly. NCBI's taxonomy places the organism in Eukaryota, Metazoa, Cnidaria, Anthozoa, Scleractinia, Poritidae.
AGUGCUGGAGUUGGCCGAACGGGAACUUUCAUCGGUAUUGACGCCAUGUUGGAGAGCGCGAAGAAACAGAACAGCUUGUUCAUUUAUAAUUACGUGCAAGUUAUGAGAAGACAACGCCCCCAUAUGGUUCAAAAGGACGUAAGUAAAUGUUUUUUUGUUUUAGCUUAAUUUGCAAGUUCGUCUGCGAGCCAGCGCCGAAAUCCUUUCUCAGGGCCCCCAGCUGUGUACCAGGGUGGUUGGCCUGUUAAAAUAGACGUUAUUACAUUAGCCAGUCAGGAUAAAGGGAAAUUCAAAAGGCACUUGCGGUAAUUCGUUAACUGCGUCCGUCCGGGGCCAUAAAACGGAUUUCGGCGCUUAUUCGAGGAGGUAACUUGCUGGAGUUAGAUUAUUUUGCGACGCAGGCUUAUUUGUAAUUGAGUGAUUUAUUAUUAUUAUUAUUAUUAUUAUUAUUAUUAUUAUUAUUAUUAUUAUUAUUAUUAUUAUUAAAAUUAUUAUUAUUAUUUUAAUCAAUAUUUGUCCAGGGGCAUCCAAUUUAGCAGAGCUAGUUUAAAUGGAGCCCUGACACAACACAAAAACAAAGACAUUAAAACUAGACAAUUAAUUAACUUACAAAGGCAACUUGUAGCUUGAUUGUAAAUUCACUGAGGGUCUCUACCUGUCUUAUGAUUCUUGGUAGGGUGCUGUAGGUCCGAGCACCAUUUAUUCUGAAGCUACCUUGGUAUUUAGUAGUUUUUAAUUUUAAUUCGGACCUGUCAGUGCAGCUGCUUAUUUAUUUGGCCUAUCAAUUCUCUAAUUCUUCCCCUUAAACACUGGACAAAAUGCAGUGAAACUUGACCCUUAUUUAAGAACAUCAUCUCCCUUUCCAUUGGUUUUGUUAAAAGACCUGUAUUAAAGGGAACGCGCCCUCUAGGUAAUCACCCCAAAGGAUUCAUUGAUGGCCCAUUUGCCCACAGAUAAACAAAAGGGUAGGCGUGGGGAUUCAAUUGUCACUUACCCAGGUUUUCAAAGCGCCUUUCGACUAUAACACGUUCUUCAGUUGCCGUUGUAACAAGUUCUGAGUUUACUGGGGUCAUCAGCGGCGCCCGUAUCCCCUUAAUAUGGCCUUCAUAACUCGACAUGAGCAUUUUGUAUAUGGCUAAGUAAUAAACAAUGGCACUAAGUGAUGAUGACUUCAAUCUAGAAUUGACCUAAAUCAGCAAUAUCCUUGUGACAUAUCUACAAGUGGGUUUUCUCUUUCCCUCACCCCUCAAAUGAGGAAAUGGAUUUGCAUGUCAGGGAGUAAGGGAGCAAAAAAUGCUAUUGGACUAUUAGCGAAGAAAUCCUGUCAUAAUGAUACAAUAAACGAAGAUUCGAUUUACAGGAUAGAUGAAUAACUUAUUAAACACAAUUUUUCGAUUUCAUCCUUGCGAGAGAGGAGAACAUGUUCAAAAGAAGAGUUAGGGAGGCCAUCGACAUAUUUUGUCAGGCUCCAAUAUUGAACAGAGAAGCAGGUUACGAGCUCCCCGCGAUUUAUCGGGACGUUUUGCCAGAUGAUUCACAGUAUAAAUCACGUGAAAAAAUGUCCAAAUCCAUCACUUGAUAAAGUUUGCGCGAUGGAAUCGAAAGUUUGUGUUUCAUAAGUUAUUCAUCUAUCCAGUAAAUUGAAUCUUCUUUUAUGUCAUUGUUGGAUUAAUUUAUCUCCGGGCUAACUUGCUAAGUAUGUUACGUAAUCUACGAGAUGCCGCCCAACACUACAAUAUCACUUGUACGUUUAAUAAAUCCACUUUAUUCUCUUUCAGGAGCAAUAUGUGUUUUUACACCAAUCUGUGAUGGUAGCUCUGGUCUGUGGGAAUACUGAGGUUUCCUCUCAAGACUUACAGAUAAGAAUGAACAAACUCGCCAGAGUUAAUAAAACUUCUAAGCAAACAGGAUACGCUGAAGAACUAAAGGUAUCAGUACCUUAA